AUGUUAAAAGUUUUGCUGAUCAUCGCUGGGGCUGCAAGCGCCAUAGCGCAACAGUGUGACACUGUAUCUGGGUCCAGCGGGACCAUCUCGUCCCCAAACUACCCGCAGAACUACCCUAACGACGCCCGCUGCACCUAUGUGCUGUCUCCUGGGCCUGAGCAACAGGUUUCGAUCGAGUUCACGGACUUCGCUCUUGAAUCUCACCACCGGUGCUCAUACGACGUCCUGGAAAUCUUCGACGGGGGAAUAUCCGUGGGCAGGUUCUGCGGCACCACCACCCCUGCUCCCAUUACGAGCAGCAACGAAAUCACCAUCGUCUUCUCCAGCGACUACAGUGUCAUGUACAGGGGGUUCAGCUUUGACUUCGAGAUAACCGGAGAAGGUGGAUCGGGCGGCACCACUACCACUGCCGCCACCACCACCACCACCACCGCGUCAACAGGACAAGGCUCCUGUGGUGUUCCUGACGUCACACCAUACGGAACGUCGCGCAUCGUCGGCGGAGAGACUGCGCGUGCGCACAGCUGGCCAUGGCAGAUCACCAUGCAGUCCACAUCCGGGUCCCACGUGUGCGGGGGCUCACUGAUCAACGAGAACUGGGUGGUGACUGCCGCCCACUGCAACCCGCUCCCUAACUACCACAGGAUCAUUCUGGGGGAGCACUCCCGGAGCAGUAACUCAGAGGACAUCCAGACCAUUGAGAUGGAGGCAACCGUCUGCCACCCCCAAUACAACUCUGGGACCCAGUUCACGAACGACAUCUGCCUGGUGAAGCUGGCGACCCCCGCGGUACUAGGUGAGCACGUCAAGCCCGUCUGUCGGGCGGAGUCGUCUGACGAGUACACAUCCUCCAUGACCUGCUACACCACAGGAUGGGGCCGGACUUCUUCCUCCAGUUCGACCUCAGCUGACACCCUCCAGCAGACGCAGCUGCCAGUCAUGACCAACGCGGUGUGCGCAGGCUACUGGGGCAGCGCCGCCCUCACGGACAGCAUGAUCUGCGCAGGCGCAGAAGGCUCCGUCUCUUGCCAGGGAGACAGUGGCGGCCCCCUGGUGUGCCAGAAGGUGGCGGGCGGACCGUGGAACCUGGUGGGAGUGGUGAGCUGGGGCUCCACCAACUGCCUCACCAACUACCCCGCCGUGUACGCACGCGUCACCGAGCUCCGUACCUGGAUCGACGAGUCCAUCAGCGGGUACACCGGUCCCUAGGCCGCUCACACGGCCGUGCAGUCUCCAACAAGGCUCGUUAAACGGCUUGCAAAAUACAAAUAGUACAAAUUGGCAAAGGUAUGGAAUAUAGGGCGUACCAUAUUCUAGUCCCCUCUAGGCUCUUUAAAUGACUUCUUCUAAUGACAAAUAUGCCCCUCCCCAUCUACAACACCAUCGUGACACUUCCCUGUAUGACCCUUGACUUCAUAGUGUUUACCCAUCGGUCCUUAGAUAAAUAAACAUACAUAUAAACUGCCUCAUCGUCUACCACGUCACCUCGGGCAAAUUCAACAUAUUACAAUAUUCAACAGAUAUUCAGGUAUCAUAUAAUGCGCAUUUUGUUCUGCAAGGGUCUGAACUGGGGUCGACAAGGAAACUUACACACGCAAGCGUAUAACACACACACGGUAGCAAGAUUAUUAAAUAAAAUCUGCUUUGUAAAGGCA
Molecule: messenger RNA, 1655 nt
Organism: Branchiostoma floridae (Florida lancelet)
Lineage: Eukaryota; Metazoa; Chordata; Leptocardii; Amphioxiformes; Branchiostomatidae
Product: chymotrypsin B-like
Exons: 10
Coding region: 1-1209 (402 amino acids)
Biological process (GO): proteolysis
Molecular function (GO): serine-type endopeptidase activity
Source: RefSeq, a predicted model, not a curated record